Molecule: messenger RNA, 785 nt
Organism: Trifolium pratense (red clover)
Lineage: Eukaryota; Viridiplantae; Streptophyta; Magnoliopsida; Fabales; Fabaceae
Product: organelle RRM domain-containing protein 2, mitochondrial
Exons: 4
Coding region: 138-584 (148 amino acids)
Biological process (GO): mitochondrial mRNA modification
Cellular component (GO): mitochondrion
Molecular function (GO): RNA binding
Source: RefSeq, a predicted model, not a curated record
GAGUCAUUUAGGUUACUUGACCCGACAAUCAAUCAGCCACCCAAACGGCUCGGUCUGUUCUCUCUCUCUCUCUCUCUCUCUCUCUCUCUCUCCAUCAACCCACCAAGGGUUUUACAUUUUUAGCUUAAACCCUAUCCAUGGCUUUGACGAUGAGGGCUGCAGUGGCGGCGCCCCGCGGUUUACGCCGACUUUUCUGCACCAACCCAACCGCUUCUUCUCCCACUUUCCCUUUCACUUCAACGCCGCCUUCCGGAGCUACUUCCACUCGACAGAUGGCGGAUCCCAGCACCAACCUCUUCGUCUCCGGGCUUUCCAAACGUACCACAACAGAGAAUCUGAGGGCAGCAUUUCAAAAGUUUGGUGAAGUUGUUCAUGCUAGGGUGGUAACUGAUCGAGUCUCAGGUUACUCUAAAGGGUUUGGUUUUGUGCAAUAUGCUACUCUAGAAGAUGCUGCUAAGGGCAUCGAAGGCAUGGAUGGCAAGUUUUUGGAUGGCUGGGUUAUAUUUGCAGAGUAUGCAAAACCAAGACCACCACCCGGAGAAGCUGCAAGUAAUAUGACUAAACAAUAUGGCCGACCUUACUAAUUCAUGGUCAUCCAAAACAUUUUUGUGCUUCAUUGAUCUAGUUCUGUUUGACGUUGCAAAUCACAAAGUAUUAUUUAUUUACACAAUGGCAUGGAGUAUGCCUAGCUGGUCUUAAAUUAACCUUCUAAGAUAUUGUUGUAAUGCAAGAUUUCUCUUUGAAGCCCUGAACAUUUUGCGUUAAUGAUUACUAAGUUUACUUCA